Eruca vesicaria subsp. sativa (arugula) is the source of this 1737-nucleotide messenger RNA. The record is from the annotation of a GenBank genome assembly. Lineage: Eukaryota; Viridiplantae; Streptophyta; Magnoliopsida; Brassicales; Brassicaceae.
AUGAGUAGGAAGUCUGGUCGUCUUCCUAAGUUCCUUGUCCUUGCACCUACACGAGAACUGGCUAAACAAGUGGAAAAAGAAAUCAAGGAGUCUGCGCCAUAUUUAAGCACUGUUUGUGUAUACGGUGGUGUCUCUUACACCAUUCAGCAGAGUGCUCUGACCCGUGGCGUUGAUGUUGUUGUUGGAACUCCUGGAAGAAUCAUUGACUUGAUAGAAGGAAGGAGCCUCAAGUUAGGUGAAGUUGAAUACUUGGUGCUUGAUGAAGCUGACCAGAUGCUUGCUGUUGGGUUUGAGGAGGCUGUUGAAUCGAUUCUUGAGAAUCUCCCACAGAAGAGACAAAGCAUGCUUUUCUCAGCUACUAUGCCUACUUGGGUUAAGAAGUUGGCUAGGAAGUAUCUUGACAAUCCCUUGAAUAUUGAUCUGGUUGGGGACCAAGAUGAGAAGCUAGCAGAGGGAAUCAAACUCUAUGCAAUCUCAGCUACAUCAACCUCAAAACGCACUAUUCUAAGUGACCUUAUAACAGUGUAUGCAAAAGGUGGAAAGACCAUUGUGUUUACACAAACAAAAAGAGAAGCAGACGAGGUCUCUCUAGCGUUAUCAAACAGUAUAGCUUCUGAAGCACUUCAUGGAGAUAUCUCUCAGCAUCAAAGAGAGAGAACACUCAACGGUUUUCGCCAAGGGAAGUUCACAGUCCUAGUUGCCACUGAUGUUGCAUCUCGUGGACUUGACAUCCCCAACGUUGAUCUAGUUAUCCACUAUGAACUUCCUAAUGAUCCAGAGACUUUUGUGCACCGUUCUGGUCGUACUGGGCGUGCAGGGAAAGAAGGUUCAGCUAUUCUCAUGCACUCUAGUAGUCAAAAGAGAACAGUGAGGUCUUUGGAGCGUGAUGUAGGCUGCAGAUUUGAGUUUAUUAGCCCACCAACUGUUGGAGAGGUGUUGGAAGCUUCAGCAGACCAAGUGGUGGCUACUUUAGACGGUGUUCACCCUGAGUCUAUAAAGUUUUUCUCAGCAACUGCUCAGAAACUUUUUGAGGAGAAAGGAACAGAUGCUUUAGCUGCAGCUCUAGCUCACCUCAGUGGUUUCUCUCAGCCACCUUCAUCUAGAUCUCUCCUCAGUCAUGAACAGGGAUGGGUGACUUUGCAGUUGAUAAGAGAUCCAACAAACUCUAGAGGUUUCUUGUCUGCGAGAUCUGUCACUGGUUUUCUUUCAGACGUAUACGGUCCAGCUGCAGAUGAAGUUGGAAAGAUCUUCUUGAUUGCAGAUGAAAGGUUGCAAGGAGCUGUUUUUGAUCUACCAGAGGACAUAGCCAAAGAUCUACUAGAGAAAGAAUUGCCAGAAGGAAACAGUGUAUCCAUGAUUACAAAGUUGCCUGCGUUGCAAGACGAUGGACCGUCUAGUGAUAACUAUGGUCGGUUCUCUAGCAGAGACAGGAUGCCUAGAGGAGGAGGAGGUUCUAGAGGGUCAAGAUUUGGAGGUAGAGGAGGCUCUUCACGAGGACGUGAUAGUUGGGGAGGCGAUGAUAACAGAAGAGGUAGAAGCAGUGGUGGUGGAGGAAGUAGCUGGGCACGUGGUGGUGGUUCCAGAGGAAGUUCUGAUGAUUGGUUGAUUGGUAGUGACAGAAGAUCAUCAUCAAGCAGCAGAGCUCCUUCCCGGGAGAGGAGUUUUGGAGGUGCUUGCUUCACUUGUGGAAGUUCAGGACACAGGGCAGCAGAUUGUCCUGACAAGAGAGGGUUUUAA